AUGUUCUUCCGCAAGCAUCUCGGAGCUGCUGCUGGUCUUGCCAUGCUGGCCCAAGCUGCUCCAGCGCCAGUUACUCGUCGAGCUGUCUCUUCAUCCUUGUUGGAUAAGUUGGAUCUCUUUGCCCAGUACAGUGCCGCGGCCUACUGUUCUUCCAACUUCAACUCGGAGACCACCACCCUGUCUUGCUCUGCAGGCAACUGCCCCCUGGUUCAAUCCGCAGACCCCACUGCCAUUGAUAAGUUUGAUGAAACCACGGAUUACGGCGACGCCACCGGUUUCGUCGCCAUCGACAAGACUAAUGAAGCCAUUGUUGUCUCUUUCCGCGGCAGCUCCGACCUCUCCAACUGGAUUGCCGACCUGGACAUUAGUCUCACCGACAGUUCCCUGUGCUCUGGAUGCAAAAUCCACAGCGGCUUCUGGAAGGCCUGGGAAACUGUUGCCACCACCAUUACCGCCAAGGUCGAGGCGGCUGUGUCCAGCUACUCCGGUUACACCCUGGUCUUUACUGGCCACAGCUACGGUGCUGCCCUAGCGGCCGUUGGGGCUACCGUCCUUCGCGAGGCGGGAUAUACUAUUGAUUUGUACAACUUCGGCCAGCCCCGUAUCGGUAACCUUGCUCUGGCCGACUUCAUCACCGACCAGGAUAUGGGUAACAACUACCGUACUACACACACCGACGAUGUCGUCCCCAAGAUGCCCCCAGAGCUUCUGGGAUACCACCACUUCAGCCCCGAGUACUAUAUUACCAGCGGCAACGGCGUGGCUGUGACCGCCUCCGAUAUCAGGGAGGUUACGGGGGUAGACUCGACUGCAGGAAAUGACGGCACGCUCCUUGAUAGCGUGACCGCUCACCGGUGGUACUUCGAGGCUAUUACCGAAUGUUCUUAA
Messenger RNA from Aspergillus ochraceoroseus IBT 24754, 888 nucleotides. RefSeq names its product lipase family protein. The record is from RefSeq and is a predicted model, not a curated record. Bases 1 to 888 code for a protein of 295 amino acids. Gene Ontology annotation, biological process: lipid catabolic process. Lineage: Eukaryota; Fungi; Ascomycota; Eurotiomycetes; Eurotiales; Aspergillaceae. The transcript has 4 exons.